AUGGAGAGUCUUGCGUCAUCGUCACACGAAUUUAUGAUCCAUCACCAAGCGACAUACGAUACCCCAUCAUCUCACAGCUUCGACUCGCAACAAGUACAGUCACUACAGCCUGUACAUCGUAAUCUUGUGCAUCAUCCUCCUGCUGCUGAAAUGGACUCUUCGUUUGCGCGUGGCCCUACCACUGAACUUACGGUGAAUCACACUUUCAUAAACGGCAUGGUAAACUGCACCAAUGCCCAUCCAGUGGACUUUUCCCAAGGCUUUAACUGUUUCCCUUCUCCCGAGCCCGUCAUCGCUACACCGAUUCAUGCGCCAAAUCCAUCGGCAACGAAUAUGAAUUUGGAACAUCAGUUAUCCGCCUGGCCGCACGAUACCCUUGGAAAUCGCACAGUGUCGCCAAUUGAUCAUUAUGUAUAUGACUUCGCAUCAUCGGCCGAUCGCAUUUCAUCAGAGUUCACAUUUCAAGGCCCCAUGAACCUCACGGGGGUCCACUGUUCUCCUCCAGCCGGGACGCUCCAGCAGGAACGAUCCCCUGGCAAUUUCUCCAGGCUUACCUUUGUGAUGGAGGACGGAAUAAGGCCAGCUCGUCAUCGCGAAUCGCGAGUACAGACAAAAGAGGAAUCAGGCGAGAGAAGAGAGAAAAAUAAGAGGCUCAAGGAAAUGGGAGGCGUUUGCCUCUGGUGUUACCGUUUGAAGAAAACUUGCGAACCGCAACUUCCUUGUCCGCGUUGUCAAGACAGCAAAUCUAAUUGCAUCAGAAGACCUGCAGAGCUGUCCUUGCUUCCCUGUCAGGACAUGAAUCAAGGCAGUAUUUCGUUUCAAACGAAAUCUGAAGAUAUUCUUUCGUCUCUACAAAAGAUAUCCCAAUGUGCGUCUUCGCAGGCUGUUGUCAGCUUCUGCCAAUGCAACGGCGAAGUGAUAGAUUACUGGGUCAUGCAUGCGGCCGACCUCGGUGCUACAAACAUGAACACUUCCAGCGGGUUGGGCCAACAGCUGAUUCUUAAGCUCCUGAAGUGCGUUCAAUCUGCAGAGAUGGAUAAAUUUGAGACGGAAUUCCCUGGCAGCUCUCUUGUGCAGACUGCUGUGACCAUGCACAAGCUGCUCUCGGCGAUUCUAUGCCUUUCCAAGACGCAGGUAUACUUGCGAGCGAGCGAUGUAGAACAAACAAGGAUCGUGGUGUCCUUCAUGCUGGCUCUCUGCCGACAAUGUCUCUGCGAAUUGUCAGACGACUUGGGUUCCGAAGCCUACAGCUUAAUCAAACAGAAAUCAGACUACGACGGUGAGCCUGCUGGCAUGAAGAAUGACUGCAGCGGUGCAAGCUGCGUCAACCCAGUUUGGGUCGCUGUCGGCCUCUACCACCGAGUCCUGGAAGCCCUUUCUAGCUUCGAACUGCCACCGCCAAUAGCUGACAUAUUUGAUAAGGUUAAAAUUCGCUCAAACAUGGUGCUCUCCAAUAUCUAUUGUGUGAAGGAGAAGAUCGCGCACGUAUUCGGGUCGAAGCUGGAGAAAGAAAAACUGGAGGCCGAAAAGGUGUCCUUUGAGCAAUAUAUCCCGCCAGUCUCCUGCCGUCGAUACUUCAACGUCGCGAUCUGUUUCGGCCCUUUUGAUCAGAGUCAGCCAUCCACAGCCAUUCACAGACAGACCUAUCAAUCCUCCGAUGUCUCAUACGAUGCUGAGUUUCUUCUUAAGGAGAGUUUCGAGCCUCCAACUCGUGCCUCACCUAUCCUCGAAAGCCAGCCUCAAGACAUGAUGGAUGGUGCAGACUACUGGGAGAAUUUGGAAGCAGAGUUAUCUCAAAUUCAUCCCUUCGACGAAGGCCUCACCGACUUUGAGGCACUGGAAAACGCGCUGAUGGGCGACUGGUCUAAGCCUUCGCCAACCGACUCCUGGAGCGGGACGACGUUGGUUAAUUCUGUUUACUGCAGCCUGGUUGGAAGCUAUUAG
Messenger RNA from Aspergillus fumigatus Af293, 1944 nucleotides. RefSeq lists its product as uncharacterized. The record is from RefSeq and is a predicted model, not a curated record. The transcript is spliced from 2 exons. Bases 1 to 1944 code for a protein of 647 amino acids. NCBI's taxonomy places the organism in Eukaryota, Fungi, Ascomycota, Eurotiomycetes, Eurotiales, Aspergillaceae.